Molecule: messenger RNA, 4760 nt
Organism: Paramuricea clavata
Lineage: Eukaryota; Metazoa; Cnidaria; Anthozoa; Malacalcyonacea; Plexauridae
Source: the annotation of a GenBank genome assembly
AUGGAUGAAGGCCAACGCGAAGAAGUUGCAGUAGAGGAAAGAACGAUCGUAGAAGAAGGCCAUGACAAAGAAGAUGCAGAUGAUGAAGAAACAAUGAUGGAAGGAAUCCAAUUGAGUAAAGAUGCCGUGAAGGCAAUUACAUGUAAGAGCUCUGUUUCGAACAAUAAUGGAACUCUGUCUGGUGAGCAAGGAAAAAAAUGCGUAAAAAAGCAAGCAACAGUUGGAUCUAAAUACGUUCGGGUAAAGCACAAAUGUCCAUUUCCGUCGUGCAAAUCCAAAGUCUAUCAUCUUCCGCGACAUAUGAGAUUAUCUCAUGGCUGGAAUAGGGACGAUGCGCUGAACGUGGUAAGCACAUUUGGUUUACGGAAAAAUCGAUCGAAACGUGAAAAUAAUAAGACACAAAAGAAAUACAUGUGCUCUGUCGAUGAAUGUAAAUCUGUUGUGAUAAAGAUCCAUAACCACUUGACCGAUGUACACAAAGCUACUCGUGGGAGCAAAGAAUAUAAAAGACUCCUAGAAAAGGCAAUCGAAUACGACCCCAUUGUCAUCUCUUCAGACAAUUCUCUGUCUGAGGACUCCGAUUCUUCAUACGAAUAUAGAAUGUGGAGAAAGGAACUUAAAAAAGAGCAGGAAAACGAACGGGAAGAGAGGUUGUAUAAUCAGGUUUAUUCAAGUGACGAGGAGGUAUUUGGCACCCCCACUCCUGCAAUUAAGAAGAAAGAAUGUGGUAAGAAGGCAAAUGUUAAAGAACAUCCUUCCAUAUUUCGAAAUGAUUCAGAAGACGAAUGGGACGAUGAGGAAGAUAAUGAUGACGGCAGUAGUGCGAAGAAAUAUAAAGUCUGUUGCAAGACAGGAAAUUGUAAAGAACAUCCUUCCAUAUUUCGAAAUGAUAGAGAAGACGAAGGGGACGAUGACGAAGACUAUCCAGACGAUGACGACGAUGAAGAUUUUACAAUUACGGGAACUGCAAUACAGGACCAGGGUCGCGCAUCAUCAUCAUCGGAGUUGAACGAGAGUCCUGUUUACAAGGACCCUCCAAAGGGCAACGGUGAUUUCAAUGGUGGAAGUGAAGAAGAGUUAUUUCCUAAUGAUGAUCCUGUUUCAACCAACAUGGAUGAUGUAUCUGAAUCCAUUUUUAAAGACUUUGAGUCAUGGCUUCAAGGGCCAGAUGGCGGGAGAAAGGACAGUCGUUGUGCUCAGCAGUGCUCUAGGCAAAUACAAGUCGUUAUAACUUACAUCGAUCCCGAAAAUCGAAAGUUAAUCAAAUUAUUUGAUAAAGGUGUUCUUCGCGACAAGUGGUUAGUAGUUUUUGAGAAGUCACGCCAGCCUGGGACAGUGAAGUCAUAUUUGGGCGCACUGCAUCGAUUUUACGCAUUUCUAAAGUGUGAACCGGUUGACAUUCCGGGAAUCGACCGUACGUCAGGUAUCUUCGAAACCCUGUGUGAGCAAAUGAAAAUGUGGAAUAAGUCGUGUGCAAAACAGGUGAAAACUCGCUUUUGGGAUAAAAGAAUGGAAGACAUCUCUAACUUACGAACACCCGAACAGGUCAAGCAGUUCGACACUUCUGAUGUGGCAAGAGAAGCGGUCAAAAUACUCGGCGAAUUUGAAGAAUCUCCAGAACAUGUCAUGCUAAGUCAUACACAGUACACAACAGUUCGGGACUACUUGCUAACUAUUCUGUGUAUAAACAACGGUAGUAGGGCUGGCGCCUUAGCUAAUAUGACUCUAGAAGAAUUCAGAGCAGCCAAACGCCACGAUUCGGAGUAUUUGGUGAACGUGAAAAAACAUAAAACGUUCGCCACGCACGGUCCUGCUCACAUCGUUUUCUCGCUGUCACUUUUCAAAUGGACGGAAAUUUUUAUUUCCAAAUGUCGUAACGCGCUAGGUGAUGUAGAUACGACUAAUGCAUCCCCAGUCUUCUUGACAUGGAGUCAGAAAGGCAUGACUUCGUCACACAUUGGUAGACAAAUCGACUCCUGUUGGGGAAAAACAUUCGGAAGAGAGGCAGCGUCAGGCGGCGCGACAGCAUUUAGAAAAGCUGUAGUGUCAGCUGUUGAGGAGUAUAAUGACGAGAUUCGCGAGGACUUGGCUACACUUAUGAAGCACCACAAGACGACAGCAGACCAGUACUACUUGCUUAGAAGACAAGCGAAAUCUGCCAUAAACGCAUCAAGACAAGUGACUCAAAUCAUGCAUACUUCGCAGCAAUCAUCCAGGCAUAAGUGGAGUGAUGAGGAGGAGCAAGUUUUGAAAAAGCUAUUUUCCAAACAAAUUGAAAACUGUUCGAUUUCCAUACACGAGGUGAAAGAAAUUUCACAGAAAGAUCCACUGCUCUCCGAUAUGCCUUUAAUGGUUAUUCGUAACAAGGUCCGGUCCUUUUUCAAGACUAAAGAGGACACUGCUGUUUUGCCAAAAGAAUUGGAGACUUCGGAUCAACGUUGCGAAAGGCUUGGUUUAUCAGUCGAUAAGACAAGGAGUGGAAGAAAACAACAAAAUGAUGAUAUGGAGUACACACCAAGUAUUCAACUAUCAGCAUCUGAAUCUACGACAACCACAACAACGCGAAAAAGUACGAUUUUAACUGCAAAAGAAAUUGCUUUAUUCCAAGAACUUUUCAAGGAAUUGAUUGCCAACAAAAGACCUAUCAAAAGGGAUUUCGUCACUUCUCAAAUUGAAAAACAUAAAGAAUUGAAACAUAUUUUAAAAAAAUGUACACCUUUACAACUUGCAGACAAGGUGCGAACCGAAAGAAAGAUUGCCGCGCGGCAAUAAAUGCCGCUCAGUAUAUAAUAGGAUAAUGCAUCGGCUUUUCGGUACGAGGUUAUUAUUUUUAAUAAUGGCGAAAAGCUCAUGCAUUUUAUCUGAUUUAAUAAAUUUUCAGUUAGACAAUCAGGUUAUUAUUUUUGUAAUAAUAACCUACCGUGCUAAUAAGAACCAAGUGUUCUGCUUCAGUGAACAUAGUAACCUGAUUGUAUAGUUAUUACAGAUAAGAACAUGCACGUUCAAAACAAGAGAAAAUUUAUUAAUAUGGGAUAAAACUAUAAACGGUUUCAUAAAACGUUUUCCGCUAUCAAGAAUACGAAAGAUAAUUCGCAGUUUAUCAUUUCAAGUUAUAUAGUUAAUUGUUGCGCAGACAUUGCUAUGGUUUAUAAAGCUAUGUACUUUACGUUUGCAUGUAUAUAUUUGAUAAACGUGUACCACUGGGAGUAGAGGUCGUAUAACCUGACCUAAACUAUUUGGUAUAACCACUAAUCCGUAACUGAACCAAACAAAUAACUUUACAAACAACUCAUCUUUAGAUCUAAUAUUUGAGAAGGACAAAUGAAAACUACAUCCAACUUUUUUCUCAUUUUCAAUAUUAAUUCCUCAUCAGUUAACUUUAUACAGACUAAAGUUGAGUUUGUAAGUAAUUAAAGGUUUCACUGUAUUUCUCCCCUUUUCUCAAAUAUUGAGUGUCAAGAUGGAUGUUUUACUCAAAGUUGGUCGAAACAGUAUACUUUCGUUAUAGAGGACUUUAUUAAAUGGGGGUAUUGAUAAAAAAUACUUUACGUGUUUGUGUAUCUAUUUUUAAUAAGGUACUAUAUUUGUUAAUAUUGUGAGCAUUAUGUUAAGUGUUAAACAUUAUUAUUUUCACGAUUAAAAUGCUGUUCUGCUUCUUAACGUUCGUAUGUAUAAAAAUACAUCAAUUUAUUAACAUUUGCAAACGGAGUGUGUUGUAUUCAUUGUUUCUUAGUAGAGGAACCAUAAUGCGUAAUGCAUGCAAUUGUGCAUCCACAUUAAAAUUCAACUACGCAGUUGGCGUAGAUUUCAUGGGGACAGAAAAGAACAUUACAUUGGAACUAUUGCCUACAUGGCAAUAUUCUCAAUGUAGCUAAUUGCCUACCAUGCAUGCAACAGCGUUCUUUAGCCACAAGGGAUUGCUUGCAACCUGACGAGCUAUUGGUCAAAGUUUAUCGAAAACAGUGUGGGUAUACAUAACAUAACCUUAACGGUUUUCAUUAUUUAAAUGUUUGAAUCACAAAAAUACAAUUUAGCACUGCAUUUAAAAGUGACGCUAGCGUUCAACGAAACUUUGCAACGGAAAUCAUUUCGCCUACGUAAUCCGGAUUUUUAAAGUCAAUAUGAUACAACACUGUUUAUUGUCUUAGAUGAAGGACUCUUAGAACUUUAUUGUAACGUCUUUUGUAGAUUUUCAUUUCAUUCAUUUCCAUGUUUGGUUGUUGAGAUAUUUUCAACCAACGUGAUGUCAUAUUGACGUCAUUUACGUGUAAUGAAAUAUUAAAGAAGGUUUUACAUUUCUGUUGUUAUCAAACGAAAUAUUAUUUAGUAUAAGGAAUAUAUGAUUACCACUGAAGGAGAAAUAAAUACGUGCUACUUGGUCCAAGUGAUUUUGCGAAAUACAAACGAUGAGGUAGAACUGGGCGCUCCAUUGUUAAUAAUUGGAAACUAGUAAAAUAACAACGAAACAUGGAAAAUAAAAUAUAUAAACGCAAUCAUAAACAGUUUUAUGUCAUAUGCACUUUAAAAGUUGUCCUGUGUGAUACCGUCGUAGUUAGAUCCACUGCCGUAGAACUACUGUAAAUUCAUAAACUGAGUAUGGGCUCUCUGGACAAGCAUGUUUCCAAGACAUGAACAAUACCUCAUCCCCCCCAACACAUGAACAAUACCUCAUCUUUAUUGGAAUAAACGUAACUGAUGCUUGGUGAAUGAAACCUAUCGGGGAAAAUUGGCAAUAUAUAGGGCCAGCUUUUAGUUUUGGA